Messenger RNA from Cottoperca gobio, 1743 nucleotides. It is a transcript of the gene acad8, whose product is annotated as acyl-CoA dehydrogenase family, member 8. Bases 138 to 1397 code for a protein of 419 amino acids. The transcript has 11 exons. Gene Ontology annotation, molecular function: flavin adenine dinucleotide binding; acyl-CoA dehydrogenase activity. NCBI's taxonomy places the organism in Eukaryota, Metazoa, Chordata, Actinopteri, Perciformes, Bovichtidae. Gene Ontology annotation, biological process: lipid metabolic process. The record is from RefSeq and is a predicted model, not a curated record. Gene Ontology annotation, cellular component: mitochondrion.
UUUAUCCGAACUCCGAAGAGGAAAAUAGCGGUACUGCGCUUUAUACGCUGGUUGCCAACCGCCUUUAAAACCCAAGAAGAAGAAGAAGCGGCAGCGGCUGUGUGCCAUAACGAACACACAACACUGUGGAGGUAAACAUGGCGACUGUCGGACCUCUAGGAAGAAUUGCCAGACUGGGCUCCAGCAUCUGCAGGAACCAUCGUUUCAUUUUUAACAGAAGUUCACAAAGACGAGGAAUAGCUUCUUGCCUUGACCCUGCUCAUGGACUCACAGAUGAACAGAAGGAGUUUCAAAAAGUCGCCUUUGAUUUUGCGGCCAAUGAAAUGGCUCCACACAUGGCAGAGUGGGAUGAAAAGGAAAUCUUUCCAGUAGAGACGUUGCGGAAGGCAGCCCAGUUGGGGUUCGGUGGGAUCUACGUUCAGCCGGAAGUCGGAGGAUCGGGUCUUUCUCGGCUGGACACAUCAGUUAUCUUUGAGGCCUUGUCCACAGGAUGUGUCAGCACCACAGCUUACAUCAGUAUCCACAACAUGUGUGCCUGGAUGAUAGACACCUUUGGCAAUAAUGAGCAGAGGGAAAAGUUCUGUCCCGAUCUCUGUUCGAUGGAAAAGUUUGCUUCCUAUUGUCUCACUGAACCAGGCAGCGGCAGUGAUGCUGCUUCACUUCUGACCACUGCUCAGCUGAGCGGUGACCAUUACAUCUUGAAUGGUUCAAAGGCCUUCAUCAGUGGCGGAGGAGACACGGACGUCUAUGUUGUGAUGUGCAGAACAGGAAGUAAAGGAGCAAAAGGCAUCUCUUGUUUGGUGGUAGAGAAAGGAACCCCAGGCCUCAGCUUUGGCAAAAAAGAGAAAAAGGUGGGUUGGAACUCCCAGCCGACCAGGGCGGUGAUAUUGGAGGAUUGUGUCGUUCCAGUGACCAACCGGCUUGGUGAAGAAGGACAAGGAUUCAACAUGGCCAUGAAAGGCCUGAAUGGAGGCAGAAUUAAUAUUGCAUCCUGUUCUCUUGGGGCGGCACAUGCCUCUGUACUGCUAGCGAGGGAUCAUCUGUUAGUACGCAAGCAGUUUGGGGAGACACUCUCCAACAACCAGUUUCUUCAGUUCAAACUGGCAGAAAUGGCCACCAAGUUGGUUGCAUCUCGCCUUCUGGUGCGUGAAGCUGCGACAGCGCUGCAGGAGAACCGGCCUGAUGCCGUUUCCCUCUGCUCCAUGGCCAAACUCUUUGCUACAGAUGAGUGCUUUAAUAUCUGCAACCAGGCUCUGCAGAUGCACGGUGGGUACGGUUACCUCAAAGACUACGCGGUGCAGCAGUAUGUCCGAGACAUCAGAGUACAUCAGAUCCUAGAGGGCACAAAUGAGGUGAUGAGGAUGAUCAUUUCCCGGAGUCUGCUGACAGAGUCAUGAUGAAUCUUCUCCCCUGGACCUUCAGUAGUGAUCGUACUGUUAUGGUCCUCAUCUCUGGUGUGUUGCUGUGGGACUGCUUUCCUGAAAUGUCCUCCACAUGGGUUUGGGGUAAACCAGUCAGUAAAACGUAUGUUUUUCUCGGACAAUAUUAGUUAUUUUGUUUGAAUUUGUAGCUAAACUAAUUGUAUUGUAAAAGAUACAAAUACAUGUGGGUUGUGUAUUGGUUCUGCUUUGAUGUCACAUUGCAAAUGAUGUCUCCUGAUUACACUCCAAAAUAAAAGAAUCUCAGCUUUCAUAAAAGGAAUCAAACCCUUUAUUGGCACCCUAAUACCCACUUAACUGGAAA